UACAUACAUAUGUAUAUGACCAUACUCUGUUUAGGUCGGUACUACUUAGUAAAUUAUACCUCGAAUAGGUAUAUUGACCCUAAAAAGACGUCAGAGGCGGUAGCCAAAGAAAGUGAUGAUACUGAAGCAGCUGAAGUUCUAGAAAUUCCACAACCUGCUAAUACCGUGGGAGAAGAUACAUGUGAUUUUGGCGCUUCUGCUGCUACGGCUAACUCCAACGACAAAGUUUCUAGAAAAAUGUCCAAAGAUGCAGCGGCGACAUCAUCCGAUGCAGAUAUCAUUGAAGAGUGUGAAAAGGGUAACGAAACGCCUCAACCUAUUAAAAACUCUGCGAAAGAAGCAAAGGUACACCCGGAUAAAGAUAAUGAUAAAGAAGUAAAAAGCCACAUGGAAAGUGACUCUACCGAUAAACGGAAAUCACCAGAGAGUGGUGCCAAAAAAUUAAAUGAUUCUACAGAUGUAUCUCUUUGCAAUCCAGAGAUCGCAGGUACCGACAAGUCGCUUAAAAAGUCUGAGCCAAAAACAAAAAACGGCAAACUAGACAAAUCCGAUACAGAAGUGGAUGAUUACGAGAAUGCUGUUAUGGAUAAGAACAAUGAAGUUGGAGAGGAUGACGAAAAUGUUGUCGCUCUCGCUGAAAUUGAUCGUAUUAAUGAUAACAUUAACAAGACUCGUGUUGAUGGACUGCAAACACUUCAUGUGCUUUGCUUUGGUGCACAAGGCAAAAACAACGUUGUGAAAAAAAAUCUGCGUUCGUUUGCUGGUUUCGAAUUUUCGAAUGACUCAGGAGAAUACAGAAAGAAAUUGGAAGCUAUAAAAAAAAUAGACAACAAAGGAUUGCGUAGUAUUUGCGAAAUAUUGGUUCUUGACCGGAGAGGUAGCAAGGAAGCUAUUGCGGCCCGUAUCAUUAAAUUUCUCAUGGAGCCAGAUGAGUCGCUUUGUGAUGUGGAAGAAGAUCAAGAAGAACUUGAGGAGGAGUCGGAAGACGAAGAUGAAUUUGAGCGUAAAUCUAAGAUUAGCAGUGGGGGGGCCUGUCGAAAUUCUUCCCGGAACUUUAGUGGCCGUCCUCGGCGUUCCACAGCUGGGAAAAAAAUGUCUGCCUAUGUGGACUUCUCAAGUUCUGAAGAGAGCGAUCACAAAGUAGCGGUACCCAAAAGAAGACGUCACGAUGAUUCCGAAUCAGGAUCUGAUUACAAUCCUUCCGCAAAUUCGGACUCAGACGCUGGACAGGGAGGUGCUAGUGGUCUCAGACACUCCGUUCGUAGUGGUAGCGGUCGCUUGGCUCGUAAAAGUAGAAAAAACUCAGAUUCUGAAGAUGUAGACGAAUCGGAGCUUUCUGAUGCAGAAAGUGAUAAACCGAAACGUAAGCGCAUUGCACCACCAAAGCGGGGGCGGCCGCCUGUUGCAGCCGUAUCAAGUCGCCGUGGACGCGGACGUAUCGCUGCUGCACAGAAACGCAAGAACUCAGAAAGCGAAAUAUCUGAAAUAUCAGAAGAAGAAGUGUCUGAGUUUGCCAGCGAACAAAGCGAGGACGAGCAUCCUAAGAAAACAAAGAGACAUACAACGCCUGCAAAAAAUCGUAAAACUAAUAAAUCCAAGUCAUUUGGGAAGGGCAUUAGUCGACCGAAGCACUCGAAGAAAGAAUUAAUAGAUGAUGAAGAAUCCGAUGAGGAUGAACCCUUAAACAAAAAAGGAAAAUUGGCUUUUCCUACGGAUGAGCAAAUUCGCAAUUACGUGAAAGAGAUUUUGGAUGAGGCUAAUCUCGAAGAGAUAACUAUGAAAACAGUCUGCAAACAAGUUUAUGCGAAAUACCCAGAUUUUGAUUUGACAGAAAAGAAAGAUUUCAUAAAGGCAACCGUAAAAGCGUUGAUUGCUGCAUAAUACUUCAAGCCACGGUAUCAUCAAAAGUUGUAGCAAACAUUAGAAACAACAACGACGGAAAAGAUGUUAUUUCAUAAUUAUGUCAUUAUAUUAAGCUCCUAGUUUUCCUGUAUUUGUAUACAUUCAAUAAUAUAAGAAUAUUAUGUUUA
Molecule: messenger RNA, 2030 nt
Organism: Scaptodrosophila lebanonensis
Lineage: Eukaryota; Metazoa; Arthropoda; Insecta; Diptera; Drosophilidae
Gene: Dek
Product: protein DEK
Exons: 11
Coding region: 10-1881 (623 amino acids)
Biological process (GO): chromatin organization; regulation of double-strand break repair
Cellular component (GO): nucleus
Molecular function (GO): histone binding; DNA binding
Source: RefSeq, a predicted model, not a curated record